Manihot esculenta (cassava) is the source of this 609-nucleotide messenger RNA. RefSeq lists its product as uncharacterized. NCBI's taxonomy places the organism in Eukaryota, Viridiplantae, Streptophyta, Magnoliopsida, Malpighiales, Euphorbiaceae. The transcript has a single exon. The record is from RefSeq and is a predicted model, not a curated record. The coding region runs from base 1 to 609 and encodes 202 amino acids.
AUGGUAGUGCAAGAUAAGGAGUCCCUUCAGUGGCCCAGGCCCAUGAGAGCAGAGCCAAACCAGCGAGAUCCUGACAAAUACUAUCAGUUUCAUCGUACUCACGGCCAUGACACCAACAACUGUUUCCAGCUGAUCACUGAGAUCAAAAGGCUGAUCAAGAUGGGUCACCUACGGAACUUUGUGAAGAAGCCAGAAGGAGAAAGGCCUCGGCCGAAUCCUGCGGCCCAAACACCCAGGAGGACGGGAGCGGGACCGGUAAAUGAUGGCUCCAGUGGGACCAUCAACAUGAUUGUAGGAGGAACGGGAGGUCGAAUGAGCCGAAGGGGAAAGAAGAGAGGCAAAGAUGGGGAAGCCAGCAGCGCCGAAGUCAUGCAGGUGGUUGAGCACUCUCCCAUGACUAUCAACUUCUCUCCGGAGGAUGCUCAGGGUGUUCAGAUGCCUCAUGACGACGCUCUGGUUAUUGAAGCCGUCAUCCAUAACUACCGGGUGAAGAAGAUCUUGGUGGAUGACGGGAGCAAGGUGAAUCUGCUGCCAUACCGGGUCUUCCAGCAGAUGGGAAUUCCCGAGGAGCAACUGGUCGGGGACCAGGCCCCAGUGAAAGGGAUAUAA